Messenger RNA from Salvia miltiorrhiza (redroot sage), 3113 nucleotides. RefSeq names its product pentatricopeptide repeat-containing protein At2g34400. Gene Ontology annotation, molecular function: RNA binding; protein binding. Lineage: Eukaryota; Viridiplantae; Streptophyta; Magnoliopsida; Lamiales; Lamiaceae. Gene Ontology annotation, biological process: RNA modification. The coding region runs from base 26 to 1936 and encodes 636 amino acids. Gene Ontology annotation, cellular component: intracellular membrane-bounded organelle. The transcript is spliced from 5 exons. The record is from RefSeq and is a predicted model, not a curated record.
UUCCUUCUCUGAGUUGCACCACACAAUGAUUUUUCAAACCACAAUCUCCCGCAUUUUCUUGGCGCCAAGCAGAAGCUCGCAGCGGCCAGCAAAAGCCCUUAUCAAUCAGCUGCUGAUUCUCUUGAAGCAGAGCAAAUCAAUUAGAUCAGUGCAGCAAAUCCACGCGCAAAUCCUGAUCCACUCAAUCCCGAUGCCCAUGCCCAAUUAUUUACUCUCCAAAAUCGUCGAGCUCAAAGAUUUUAGCUACUCCACCCUUCUCUUCCCCCAAAUCCCAAUCAACAGCUACGCAUUCAAUGUAAUGAUCAGGGGCCUCGCCACAUCAUGGGGAAACUUCGAUUCCGCCCUAGAAUUGUUCGUCCAGAUGAAGUCCUCCGGCGCGAGGCCGGACAAUUUCACGUACCCGUUCGUUUCCAUCUCGUGCGGGAGCCUAGACGCGUUGGGAAUCGGGAGAUCGGUUCAUUGCGAGGUUUGUAAGAGUGGUCUGCUGGUGGAUUUUCACGUGGCGAAUUCGUUGAUCACGAUGUACUCGAGGUGUGGAGAGAUGGGGCUUGCGAGGAAGGUGUUUGAUGAAAUGACUGAGAGGGAUCUGGUGUCGUGGAACUCGAUAAUAUCGGGGUAUUCGAGGGCGGGCUGCGCUGGAGAGGCGGUGGGGAUGUUUGGUGAGAUGAGGGAGGGAGGAGUGGAGCCUGAUGAGAUGACGCUCGUCAGCGUGCUUGCUGCGUGUGGGGAUUUGGGGGAUUUGGAAUUGGGUCGAUUGGUUGAGGAGCAUGUGGUGAGGAAAGGGAUGGAGCUUAAUUCAUACAUUGGCUCUGCUUUGAUUAAUAUGUAUGGGAAAUGUGGGGAGUUGCAGUCUUCGAGAAGGGUCUUUGAUGGCAUGAAAAGGAAAGAAAUAGUCAUUUGGAACUCCAUGAUCACUGGAUAUGCACAAAAUGGACAGUCAGAUGAAACUCUCUCAUUGUUUGAUGCCAUGAAGGAAACCGGGCCAGAGCCUAAUGAGAUCACACUGAUAGCAGUUCUCUCCGCGUGUGCUUCGAUUGGUGCUCUAGAUUUGGGGAUAAGGAUCGAUAAAUACGCAUCCGAGAGAGGAUUUCAUCGUAAUAUCUAUGUUGGAACAGCUUUGGUUGACAUGUACGCGAAGUGUGGUAAUGUGGAAUAUGCGUCAAGGGUUUUUGAAGAUAUGCCUGUGAGAAACGAGGUUUCUUGGAACACGAUGAUAUCUGCACACGCUUUUCAUGGGCGAGCAGAGGAUGCGCUCGCCCUGUUUCAGCGCAUGUUAGAGGAGAAAGGCUUUUGCCCAGACGACAUAACAUUCAUAGGGGUGCUUUCUGCUUGUGUUCAUGCUGGCUUGGUGGAUGAAGGGCGUCGAAUAUUUGAUUUGAUGAGCUCCUUCUUUAAGCUGACCCCAAAAGUUGAGCACUAUUCUUGCAUGGUUGAUCUUCUUUCUCGUGCUGGACGGCUGUAUGAAGCUUGGGACUUCAUUCAGAAGAUGCCUCAGAAACCCGAUGAAAUUUUAUUAGGGGCGUUGCUCGUUGCCUGCCAGAAGCUGAAGAACGUAGAUAUUGGGGAGAGGGUCAGUCGGCUUCUCCUAGAAAUGGAGCCCUCAAACUCUGGAAACUAUAUCAUCUCGUCUAAAAUCUAUGCCGAUAUGAGGAGGUGGGAGGAUUGUGCUAGGAUGAGAACACUAAUGAAACAGAACGGUGUUACUAAAACUCCGGGAUGUAGUUGGAUUGGGACGGAUGGCCACCUUCGUGAGUUUCACGCUGGCGAUUUUUUGAUUGAAGAUGCAGAAGAAAUUCACCGAGUUCUUGACAUGCUAUAUGAUGAUAUGGCAAUGGAAUAUAGCAUGGAUGUAGAUUUAUCUCGAGAUGUCCACCUGAAUGUCCUAAACCAUAAACCUGCAGUCGAGCCUCCAUCGCCUAUUCUAUCUGCAAUGUAGGCUUCGAAUUUUGAUGAUUCGAGGAUCUGAUGCAGGAAAUUGAGAAGUUUUUGAAGGCAUUUACCAAACAGUGGGGAUGCUUGAAUGAUGGCGCGGAUGCUCUUGAAGUCUGAAGCAACUAUCGUAUAAAAGCACGAGUUAUCCCUCUCUCGCUCUCGGGUGCUAUGUUGGCUGGACUUCUGUAUUUGCUUGUUGUGAUUCUGUGAACACCGAAUAAGUCGGAUACCUCGAGCACAGGAAGAAUCCUCCAAUCAAUCUCUCAUCCAGCACCAUUCUGUCUCUGAUAUAUUUGGAAAACACAUCUGUGAGGGAGGAGAUGAGUAAUGCUUGGCGACUGCACCUAUGGAGCCUUCACCUUCAAAUGAUAGAUCAUCAGAUUGGUGAGCAAUAUGUCACAGUUUUAUAUAUGCAUAUAUCUAUAUGAAAAUGAAGGUCUUAUAUGUAUAUGCCUAUAUGGUGGCACUUAAAGGUGGAUUAUACAUGGACUUUUUUCCCACCUAAGCACCAAAAUGCACCUAAGAAUCCGGUGGGCGAUUCAUCCUUCCAUCACCGGACCGGAUUCUGUAAUUUGGUGUGUGAAUCAAACUUUUUUCAAAGUUGAGGUUCUUAAAGUGAAAAAGUGAGUCAGUGACUUUUUGGAAAACGUUGAAAGUUGGGAAUAAAAAUUAUAAUUAACCCUUUUGUUAUAUGCAUAUAUCUAGAUGAAAAUGAGGGUUUUAUAUACUCCCUCCGUCCCGUCCAAGACGAUACAUUUGCUUUUCGGCACGGGAUUUAAGGAGUUGUAGAUUAGUGUUUUAAGAAUGUAAUAAUAAAGUGAUAAAGUAGGAGAGAGAAGGUAAUAAGAGGAUACUUAAUUAGUGUUAAUUAAGUGUUUAAAAUUCCUUAUUUUUUCCAAAUAUAGAAAUGUAUCAUCUUCGUUGGGACGGCCCGAAAAGGAAUAUGUAGCAUCUUGGGCGGGACAGAGGGAGUAUAUGCUUGUAUAGUGGUGCAUGGAAUGAAAGUCAAGGAAAGGUGUCAUUUGUGUACAAUGAGCUGCAGGUGUUGAUUCAUGAUUAUCAAGUAGGUUUAUUGUUCAUCGCCUCAAAUUAGCAUUUGAUAAUUACUUGCAACAGUCUUUAACAAAAACCUAAAAAAUGCAAGGCAUCUGUGAAUAAUAAAUAGUUCGAGACUUUCAUUA